AUGACUCCUCUAAUGUUUAUAGGCUUUGUGACAUAUCUGGUCCUGCAAACAUUGGCUUAUUUGGAAGCUCAGACACCAUCAUCAUAUUUGCAUUUUGAAUCGGUUUACAUUGGCUCCAACAUCACUUUAAAGUGUUCCUAUAAAGAAACUGAUGGAGUGGUUUUCUACUGGUAUAAACAAACUCUGGGGCAGAAACCACAACUAAUAUCUGAGGUUUUUAAGUAUAGGAGAAAUGGCUUACUUAAAGGUGAAAUUUGGAAUGAUUCACGGUUUGACCUGGAAUUUGGCAACGAUAAAAACCACUUGAAGAUCUUCAAUGUGCAAAUGUCAGACUCAGCUACUUAUUACUGUACAGGAAUUGAUGCAUAUGUGUAUGAAUUUAUAGAGGGAAUUAUAGUCUAUGUAAAGGAAUCAGAUAAGAACAUUUGGACAUUGGUUAAUCAGUCCAGGUCUGAGACCAUCCAGUCAGGAGGUUCCGUGACUCUAAGCUGUGCAGUACAAACUGUGAUCUGUGAUGGAGAACACAAUGUUUACUGGUUCCACAACUCUGAAGAAUAUCUCCCAAGAAUCAUUUACUCUCAUGGAGCCAGUGCUGAUAACUGUGAGAGGACGCCAGCCACACAAACACGCAGCUGUGUGUAUAGUCUAACUAUAGAGAGUCUGAAUGCAUCCAAUGCUGGGACCUACCACUGUGCUGUUGCUUCAUGCGGACUCAUUCUGUUUGGAAAGGGGAUGAAACUGGACUUUGAAAAAAAGUUUGACUCCCCUGUCCUGCUGUAUGUCUUGAGUGGAACUUCAGCAUUCAGCAUCAUCCUGGUGUUUUUCCUGGCUUAUAAACUGUUCAAGACCAAGUCCUGCAAAGGUAAAGGGUACGAGGAUGCAGAUAAUCUCCAUUAUGCUGCUCUAAGCCAUAGUAAGGUCAGCAGAUCAAGAGGUCAGAGGGACAACCCCAACCAAAGUGUGUACUCUAGUGUGAGGCAUUAG
Girardinichthys multiradiatus is the source of this 984-nucleotide messenger RNA. RefSeq lists its product as uncharacterized. The record is from RefSeq and is a predicted model, not a curated record. Gene Ontology annotation, biological process: response to bacterium. The transcript is spliced from 4 exons. Lineage: Eukaryota; Metazoa; Chordata; Actinopteri; Cyprinodontiformes; Goodeidae. The coding region runs from base 1 to 984 and encodes 327 amino acids.